CUUCCCUCUGUGGAUCAUUGAUCGGUGGACCAUUGAUCGGUCAGGACAUCAAACGAACGUACUUCCUGUAGAGAUGAGUGACCAGCCUCCUCCGUACCGUCCAUUCUUCCCUGAAGGUCCUCCAUCUGCUGGUUUUCCUCCAGCUUUCUGUUCGCCGCCUGCAGCCUUCCAUGGCCCCGCCUACCAGACGUUCCCUCAGACAGCUACAGGUGGAGACCCCAUCUAUCUCCAUCCAGGUCACUUGGGACACCAAGAGGCCUUAGUGACGCAGCCAGGUUACCAUGGUAACAAACAGGAAGCCCCACACCCACCAAAGCACACAGUGUAUGUGAUGGAGCCACACCGGCGUCAGGAUGACGGCGUGGGCUCGUACUUGGCGGCGUGUUCUGCUGCUCUGUGCUGCUGCUGCCUGUGGGACCUCCUUCAUCGCUGAGGACCUCCCACCUUCCUCCUCCUCCUCUUCAUCAUCAUGAAUCCUGAAUCUUAAGAUAAAAAAUGGCAGAAAUGUCUGUUUUGUUAUUAGAGCAGUUCAGGACUAUAAACAUGGAGGGCGACGAGCAGUAAUGAUGGAUUUUAUUCUCUUUUAUUAUAAUUAAUCUUCAAGUUUUAACAUUUCUGAGAAGUUGAGCCAAAUAAGGAAAGAAUAUUUUAUUCCUCACAUUAUCUUCAGAAAGAAAGAACUUUCUGUAAAUGUCACAAGUUUAUUAAAGAAUUUUACCAUCUGAA
Molecule: messenger RNA, 726 nt
Organism: Melanotaenia boesemani (Boeseman's rainbowfish)
Lineage: Eukaryota; Metazoa; Chordata; Actinopteri; Atheriniformes; Melanotaeniidae
Product: cysteine-rich and transmembrane domain-containing protein 1-like
Exons: 5
Coding region: 74-433 (119 amino acids)
Cellular component (GO): extracellular exosome
Source: RefSeq, a predicted model, not a curated record